Aspergillus oryzae RIB40 is the source of this 1503-nucleotide messenger RNA. RefSeq lists its product as uncharacterized. The record is from RefSeq and is a predicted model, not a curated record. The transcript is spliced from 4 exons. Gene Ontology annotation, molecular function: transaminase activity; pyridoxal phosphate binding. Gene Ontology annotation, cellular component: cytosol. The coding region runs from base 1 to 1503 and encodes 500 amino acids. Lineage: Eukaryota; Fungi; Ascomycota; Eurotiomycetes; Eurotiales; Aspergillaceae.
AUGCGUUCCACAGUGACCCGGUCGCUGUCCAAUGCCACACGAGCUCGGAAAGGGUGCAUUUCCCUUCGCCGAUUCUCCCUGACCACCGGAAAGCAUAAGCUGGUGGAAGCAGAGAAGCAGCGCGAUGGCGAACAAAACCACACAUCUACUAACCUGGAGAGUGGAGAUAAAAGUGCUAUCCUUCACUCAAAACUGGACACGAAACCUCCGACGAUAGUAAGCAGCAAUGGGAACUACCUCAUUGCCGAGGGUGGACGGGAGAUUCUCGACGCCAGCGGUGGUGCUGCAGUGGCUUGUAUCGGUCACAACAACUCCCGCGUCAAUAAUGCCAUAAUGCGUCAGUUGCAAAGCUUCAGCUAUAUCUACGCUCCAUUCUUCACGAGUAAGGCGUCGGAAAAGUUGGCCACGUUGUUAUCCGAAUCGACACAAAAUCAACUAUCUAAAGCUUUUAUUGUCAGCUCUGGUACCGAAGCGAUUGAGGCGGCAUUAAAAAUGGCACGUCAAUACUUUCUCGAACUACCAAACCCGGAACCGUCCAGAACCCGAUUUAUCGCCCGUCGGCAGAGCUAUCAUGGGAACACUCUUGGAUCCCUUUCAUUGGGAGGACAUGUUGGGCGUCGGGCACCUUAUGCACCAAUACUGACUACCAAUGUUUCCCACGUGUCCCCAUGUUACUCAUACAGAGGAAAGAGAGCAGAAGAAUCUGACGAAGACUAUGUUGCCCGACUGGCACAAGAACUGGAAGAUGAAUUUCAAGCCGUUGGCGCAAGUAACGUGUGCGCGUUUGUCGCUGAAACUGUUUCAGGAACAACAUUGGGUUGUGUCCCUCCCGUCGCGGGAUAUCUUCAGGCGAUGAAGGAGGUUUGUGAUCGCCACGGAGCGUUGUUUAUCCUUGACGAAGUGAUGAGCGGCAUGGGCCGCUGUGGCACGCUCCACGCAUGGGAGCAAGAAGGCGUUGUGCCCGAUCUCCAGACGGUUGCCAAGGGGUUGGGAGGUGGCUACGCUCCGAUCGGAGCUCUACUGGUCAACAAGAGGGUUGUUCAAGCUCUGGACAAAGGAACUGGCGCAUUCGUACACAGUCAAACAUACCAGGGCCAUCCAGUCGCAUGCGCAGCCGCCUAUGAAGUUCAGAAAAUUAUCAAGGAAGAGAAUCUGCUUCAGAACGUCCGGAGUUUGGGCGAGUAUCUGGGUAACCGUCUGAAAGAACAGCUUGGCGACCACAAACAUGUAGGCGACAUCCGUGGUCGUGGCUUUUUCUGGGGUAUCGAAUUUGUGAAGAAUAAAGAGACCAAGGAGCCAUUCUUGGCUGAGCAGAAAAUCGCACCUGUGAUCCACAAGACUGGAUUAUCGGAGUACUCAAUUUCCUUCAUCCCUGGUACAGGGGUUGCAGAUGGAAAGAAUGGCGAUAUUAUCCAGAUUGCGCCGCCAUACAAUGCUACCAAAGCAGAUAUCGAUUUGAUCGUUGAACGGACAGCGUUGGUAGUGAAACGGGUACUUGGAUGA